Molecule: messenger RNA, 4195 nt
Organism: Anas platyrhynchos (mallard)
Lineage: Eukaryota; Metazoa; Chordata; Aves; Anseriformes; Anatidae
Product: C-C chemokine receptor type 5-like
Biological process (GO): positive regulation of cytosolic calcium ion concentration; positive regulation of monocyte chemotaxis; calcium-mediated signaling
Cellular component (GO): cytoplasm; membrane; external side of plasma membrane
Molecular function (GO): C-C chemokine receptor activity; C-C chemokine binding
Source: RefSeq, a predicted model, not a curated record
AGAACUGUGUACAAGGUUGUGCCAGCAGGACAAUCAGCAUACAACAAUAGCAGCACAACCCAUCCCGAUACCACAUUUUUUGAAGGGAGUAGAAACCAAGUGAAUGGGAGUGAAGAAAGCACCUGGAUGUUACUUCCUGGGACACUACCAUGAGGAAGAGGUGUUUUCAACCUUCUUCUAGUGGGUAACAAAUCGGAUAAGCGUUACUCUCGAUGUACUGACCCACGCCAUCACUUCCACGAUGAGAUAUAUGGUCAUCAACUGAGUGUGCUCAGCAUAACCCGCACAACACAGGGCUCCACAACAUUUUUAUUCCAGAGUUACUGAAGACCAGACCAGUUUCAUGGCCCCGGCCUGACCAACACCCUGCAGACCAACACCGUCGACUUGCUGCUUCUCCAGCUGGACCAACACACCAUGGAAAACCAUACCGUGGAUUUCCCUGACCUGGCUGUAACAACAGAAUUUGAGUAUGGCGAUUCAGCACCAUGCACGGGGACUGAGGAAAAGCACUUUGCAGCUAAACUUCUGCCACCACUUUAUUCUUUGGUGGUAAUAUUUGGCCUCACAGGCAACAUGCUCGUUAUCCUUAUCCUGAUAAAAUACAAGAGAUUGAAGAGUAUGACUGACAUCUACCUGCUCAAUCUGGCAAUUUCUGAUUUGCUCUUUAUAUUUUCUCUUCCCUUUUGGGCCUACUAUGCUGUUCAUGACUGGAUUUUUGGGGAAGCGUUGUGCAGAAUUCUCUCAGGUGUCUACCUCCUCGGCUUCUACAGUGGCAUCUUUUUCAUAAUCCUCUUGACCAUAGACAGGUAUCUGGCCAUAGUGCACGCAGUGUUUGCUUUGAAAGCGAGGACAGUUACCUACGGCAUCCUUGCCAGCAUUGUCACUUGGGCUGUUGCUAUGCUUGCCUCUGUUCCUGGGAUAGUGUUUCACAAAACGCAGAAGGAAAAUUCACAGUAUACAUGCAGUGCUCAUUACCCAUCAGAUCAGAGAAAUGUAUGGAAGCAAUUCCUGACCUUAAAAAUGAACAUCCUGGGACUUGUUAUUCCAAUGUUGAUUAUGAUCUGCAGCUACACACAAAUUAUAAAGACAUUACUCCAAUGUAGGAAUGAGAAGAAACAUAAAGCAGUCAGGCUGAUUUUUAUCAUCAUGAUUGUCUACUUUUUCUUCUGGGCACCAUAUAACAUUUGUAUUCUCUUGCGUGACUUUCAAGGUUCAUUUUCCAUCUCUAGUUGUGAAGGCAGUGGGCAACUGCACAAAGCAACCCAAGUGACAGAAACCAUUUCAAUGAUCCACUGUUGUAUCAACCCUGUGAUUUAUGCCUUUGCUGGAGAAAAAUUUAGAAAAUAUCUUCAUAGCUUUUUCCGAAAGCAAAUUGCAUCCCACUUUUCUAAAUACUGUCCAGUUUUCUAUGUUGACCCAUCUGAACGUGCUAGCUCCACCUACACGCAAUCUACUGGAGAACAAGAAGUUUCUGCUGCAUUGUAAGUUGUGCCUAGCAAAAAAAGUGGAAUUGACUUUUGUGAAAUCAAUUCUUGUGAUGAAAGCCUGGAGGAAUCUGUUCUGGAUAUUAGCUCCAAAGCAGCUGCAAAAGAUCAUGGCACAUAUAUCUAUAAAAGCUUGUUUUUCCUCAUAGUAAUGGGUAUUGGUACAUAAAUGAAAAGGAUGUAUCAAAUUAGCUAUCUAGAUAUGGUAACAUAGCAUUCUGUAGCAAAAAAAAAAGAAAGAAAAAAAAAGUGUUUUUUUUUUGUUUGUUUGUUUGUUUUGUGAAUGUAGUUGUAUAAUAUUAUACUACAGAGACCAAAAACAUAUAAAGCUGAGGGUUUAAACUAACAGGCUCAUAAACCGAUAUUUGAAAUGAACUAGAGGUUAGGAAUUGGUAUUGGUUCUUUGGAAACAUCUCUUCACUGUACUUUACACAAGUCAUCUCAGUCAUUUAAACUCAGUCUCAAUCCCAUCUGGUUGUGAAUCUUUGUAAAUAAUGCUAAAUUACUGAGGUCUGUGAUGAGGAAUCUUUACUAGCAAAAUGGGAAAAUAUUGUACAUUUAGAAAAGACUCCAGUAUUUCAGUGUGUAUUUCUUUUGCAUGUGGUUGAGUACUAACCCUUUGGGUUUUCCUCAUAUUAUUCUAAUAAUAGUCUUUACUAUUAAGUGUCACAAAUAAGUGUCACUAAGUUAAUUAAGACUGAUAUUUCAGGAUGCUCUUUCAAUCAACUGCUGUUUUAUAUGCUACUUGUAUUAAAAUGAGUACAAUAGCCUGUCAUUGAUCAGCAAAUCAGUAUGUUUGCAAUAUUUCAGAAAUGAAGUAUUACACAUGGAGCUUUAACUAGGUUAACUAGGUUAGAUCAAGUGCAGACAAUUAGUUAAUAGGGCUUUUUAGCUUCUGAGUGCAGUUAUUUUGUUUGCCAUUUUUCUGGCCUACAUUAAAACAAAAAAAAAAACAACUUUAAAAUGUGGCAUUAAUGCAGUUGUAAAGGCUGCAAAAACACAACAGCAUUAGAGGUGUGAAAAUGUUUUUUGAACAAGGUUGACCCAGAUGUUUUUAAAGAUAAGCAUAUGCUAUAGAUGCUUAAGGUGUCAAAACACAUACACAAAAAAGUAAAAGGAUUCACUGAUCUACAGAGGCAAGGGCAUAGAGCAUCUCUCUAGUUUUAGAAACAGGUAUCAUUUAGGGGCUGUGAUGAUUUUUUUCUGUUGUUUGGGAGUUUUACAGAAAGCAACAGCUUCCAUAAUGCAAACAAAAUUGGUAAUACUGAUGGCCAAAUAUGAUUGUGUUUCCCCUUUAAGUUCAGAUCUGGCAAAGCACUUGAACACAUAGAAAAUGUGCUAUUGCUUUAAUUCAUAAAUAAUUUAAUUAAUAAAAGGCCAACUUGGUCUUUCUAGCAUUUCUUACAUUGCCCCUAAUAGAUUUGGUUUUGGACAACUCAGGAGGAAGGAAAAUCAGAACGAAUAUUUUUAUUGCUGUUCUUAUCCAGUAGGGUAGUCUCUAUUUUCCAGGUCCUUUUAAAUAUUUGCAAAGAAAUGUUUCAAAGAGUCCCAAAGAAAUUUUACAUUGCCAAGUGCAUGUGAAAGCAGGAAGUGAAAUAGGGAAAUCUUUGCUUAUCAGACCACUUGAUUUAAGUUAUUCUGUUUUGCCAUAUUAAGCACCACUUUUGGACUGCAUCCACAAGGGAAAUAAAACAGAAUCAUACUACGCCUUUUAAUUCAGGCGUUUUUUCAACUGCAUACUAUUUUUUAAGAUACUGCGUCUAUUUUUAUAAGUGGUAUAAAUAGAAAUCAGGUAGUUUCAACAUCAAAUGACAAAUAUUUGCAUUUCUGUUUUAAAGAGACAGGAAACUACAUGCAGUAACUUUUAGAUAGGGUGGCCUCCCCCUUCCCCCCCCUCCGCCUUCUGUAAUUCUUCUUAUAAAAAUGUUUUCAUAUUUUAUUCAGCUUUUGACAAGAAUUUUUAUUUGUAUCCUAAGACACUUUUCUUUAAGGAGUUACUUGCUCUAGAAGGUUUGGGUGCUGAGCAAGGUAUGUGUCUUGACCAGCCUCACAGGAACAAAGCACAGCUAUCAAAUGUGCAAGAGCACACUGAGAAGCUUUCCUGAGAGAGAUGUCAAAAAGCAGCCCCAAUCCUUUGCAGUUCUCUCCUACAGCACAGAUCUUUUCAAGGGACAAGAAGCUUCCAAAGGACAGAACUGGAGCUUGGAGAUUUGUGGCCUAGUAGAUCAGCAGCUUAUCAAGAGUUUCCGUGACUUCACUGCGAAUGGACCAUGAUUCAGCAAAUGAAACAAGCCAGGUUUCAGCUACUGUAGCAAUCUGUGAUUGAUAUUGAAGGUGAUAAUAGAAAAGACAGUACUUGGUAGCACUGCUGGUUCAUUCAGUUAAGGACUCUGCCAACAGGCUGCAACAAUAUUUAGUUACGCAAUCCAUUAAAGUUGGUUAACUUUUGUGCGUUAGGCUUCUUGAUCCAUUCUCCCUCCCACCUCCCCUUUUAUAGAAUAGCCUGUAAGAAUGAAAAAGGAAGAGAAAUUCCUCUUCAAAACAGGUUGCUGUAAUGCUGAAAGAGCAGGCGGGUCAAAUUCAGGGUUUUACAAGUGGGCAAAGCACCAGCAUCAUUGAGCAACGCAGGGCCAUCGGGACAACUUCAAUGUCCUUAACUGUUUGUCACUAGCAAUCUAUUAAUAAACACGCUAUUCUGUUCGGCAUUA